CGGCGUAACGCGUACGGGCGAGGUUUCAAAUCGCACUCCUCGACGUAUCGCGCGUGCGCGCGCGCGUCCGCGACGUGAGCGAGCGAGCGAGACUGAGCGAUGCAAGAUCGAGCGAUUCGUGUCGCCGCCACCGUCAUUGCGACGGUGAAGAUGCGGUGAAGUUUGCCGCGGAAGAACGAGAAGCUGUCAGUCGAGUCAGGCGGGCGGGCAGAGCGCGGCAGUCAGCCAUCUUGCUUGGUGCACGCUUGGAUCUCGUAACGCAUAGUUGAGCUCGCCUCCGUCAACUACCCUUUUCGGGAGGUCGUGUGCGUGCGGGCGGUGGCAGAGCAGCAGCUCUCCAGGUGGUGCGCUGUAGGCACGUCGGAGUCACAGCUGUGGAGAGGAGACAAAGAGAGAGAGAAGGAAAGUGUGCGCGCGUGUGUGUGUGUGUGUUUCGUGUAUUUGUUCGCGCGUGUUAUUACGAGCGGCGUAACGCGAAUUACGCGACUCCGACGGCAGGAUGGCGGGCAACACGGGUAUGGAACAGUUGAUCCCGAUCGUGAACAAGCUGCAGGAUGCGUUCACGCAGCUCGGCGUGCAUAUGCAGCUCGAUCUGCCGCAGAUCGCGGUGGUGGGCGGCCAGAGCGCGGGCAAGAGCUCCGUGCUUGAGAACUUCGUCGGCAAAGAUUUCUUGCCAAGAGGUUCAGGCAUUGUGACAAGAAGACCUCUCAUCUUACAAUUGAUUAACUGCCCAACUGAAUAUGCAGAGUUUUUGCAAUGUAAAGGUAAGAAAUUUGUAGAUUUUGAUGAGGUACGGAAAGAAAUUGAAGCAGAAACAGACAGAGUGACCGGAGGUAACAAGGGCAUUUCUAAUAUACCAAUUAAUCUCAGAGUAUAUUCACCCAACGUUCUAAAUUUGACAUUAAUUGAUUUACCUGGACUUACAAAAGUACCAAUCGGAGAUCAGCCAGCAGAUAUAGAAGCCCAAAUUAAAGCCAUGAUCUUUCAAUUUAUCAAACGUGAAAAUUGUCUCAUAUUGGCAGUCACACCAGCCAAUACUGAUUUAGCUAAUAGCGAUGCUCUUAAACUUGCUAAAGAAGUGGAUGCACAAGGUGUACGUACAAUUGGUGUUAUUACUAAACUGGAUCUCAUGGACGAUGGCACUGAUGCAAGAGAUAUUUUGGAAAAUAAAUUAUUGCCGUUGAGAAGAGGUUAUAUUGGUGUUGUUAACAGAAGUCAAAAAGAUAUAGAAGGACGAAAGGAUAUCAAAAAUGCUUUAGCCGCUGAGCGAAAGUUUUUUCUCAGCCAUCCGUCUUAUCGUCAUCUAGCAGAAAGGUUGGGUACACCAUAUUUGCAGAGAGUUCUCAAUCAACAAUUAACAAAUCAUAUCAGGGAUACCUUGCCAGCUCUAAGAGAUAGAUUACAAAAGCAACAAUUAACUUUAGAGAAAGAUGUCGAACAGUACAAACAUUUCAGGCCUGAUGAUCCUGCAAUCAAAACAAAGGCUAUGUUACAGAUGAUACAGCAGCUUCAAUCAGAUUUCGAGAGAACUAUAGAAGGCUCAGGUUCAGCACAAAUUAAUACUAUGGAACUCAGUGGUGGUGCAAAAAUCAACAGACUUUUCCACGAGCGUUUUCCGUUCGAAAUUGUUAAAAUGGAAUUUGAUGAAAAAGAAUUAAGAAAAGAAAUUGCUUUCGCCAUCAGAAAUAUACAUGGUAUCAGGGUGGGAUUGUUUACCCCAGACAUGGCUUUUGAGGCAAUAGUCAAAAAACAAAUAAACAGACUUAAAGAACCAAGUCUCAAGUGUGUAGACUUAGUCGUGCAAGAACUUAGUAAUGUUGUACGCAUUUGUACAGAUAGGAUGUCGCGUUAUCCCAGACUAAGAGAAGAAACGGAACGUAUCAUAACGACAUACGUCAGGCAGCGCGAACAAAUGUGUAAAGAGCAGCUGAUCUUGUUGGUGGAUUGCGAACUCGCAUACAUGAAUACGAAUCAUGAAGAUUUCAUCGGUUUUGCGAACGCUGCAGCCAGUAGCCAUAAUGCAAGUGCACAGCAAUCCUCGGAGAAUGCUGUUAAGUCUGGACGGCACACGUUAGGCAAUCAAGUAAUUCGUAAAGGUUACAUGUGUAUACAUAAUCUUGGUAUUAUGAAGGGUGGCUCGAGAGAUUACUGGUUUGUUUUAACAUCAGAAAGUAUCUCCUGGUUUAAGGAUGAAGAAGAACGUGAAAAGAAAUAUAUGUUGCCUUUGGAUGGACUGAAAUUGCGUGAUUUAGAGCAAGGUUUCAUGUCGCGUCGUCAUCUGUUUGCGUUAUUCAAUCCAGAAGGAAGAAAUGUUUAUAAGGAUUAUAAACAACUGGAGUUGAGUUGUGAAACACAAGAUGAUGUUGAUUCUUGGAAGGCAUCAUUCCUGAGGGCUGGUGUAUAUCCCGAAAAAUCAACAGAGCAAGCAAAUGGUGAAGAGGAUAAGCAGAGGGGCGGUUCAGAGGGUCAAUCAUCAAUGGAUCCUCAACUGGAGCGUCAAGUGGAAACUAUUAGAAACUUAGUAGAUUCUUACAUGAAGAUUGUCACGAAAACUACUCGCGAUCUGGUUCCAAAGACAAUUAUGCAUCUUAUUAUUAAUAACGCUAAGGACUUCAUCAAUGGGGAACUGUUGGCACAUCUUUACGCAAGUGGCGAUCAGGCUUCAAUGAUGGAAGAAUCUCCCGAAGAAGCGCAGAAACGAGAGGAAAUGUUACGCAUGUAUCACGCAUGCAAAGAAGCUCUUCGUAUCAUUGGAGAUGUCUCUAUGGCCACAGUUUCAACUCCAGUACCACCACCCGUGAAGAACGAUUGGCUGAUAUCCAGCGAAAAUCCAAGUCUUGGAUUAUCGCCACCAUCUCCUGGUGGUCCAAGACGUGGAGUGACACAGCCACCACCUAUUUCUAGCUCUCGAGCACCACCACCAGUACCUGGAAGCGGCCGACCAGCACCAGCCAUUCCUAAUAGACCUGGUCCCGGUGGACCACCACCAACGCGAGCUAAUCCUGGCCUACCUCCACCUAUGAUACCAUCUCGAGGGGGUGGUCUACAGCAGAGGAUAACGCAAGCUGCGACACAGGCUGCGACACAGGCUGCUGUGAACGAGCUGAUGGAUGCGUUCAAGAUCAAGCGUCCCGUACCUAAUAUUCCCCCCCGAAUUCCUGACAGACCAUAUUCUGGCCGACUAAACUGAGCUACUCCGACACAGCAGUGGCAUACAAGACAGUAGCUUGUGCUACACAAGAUACAACAAUCCGAGACAGCAUCAGGAAAGGUUUCGUCUCGGAUGACGGACGAUGGACGAACCGGAUGUACCACAAGGCAAGGCUAACGAAAGAAAUCCUGAGUUGCGCGAUGAGAACACAAAGAUCUCUUAAAGCGAGCGUCCUAUAUUACUCUUAUCUCAACGGCCUCAAUGUCGAAGAUUGUCGACGUUUACCGACAGAGACAGGAAUCACGAGGAGUAAUUAGAAACGCAAGAAGGAACCAUUUGUGUAGAGAGAAAAAGGAAUAAGGCUGUGUUAUGCGAAUACUGGAGAAGAAAGAGGAACCAAGAGACGUAGGUCAGACGCAAAAAAAUUACUUGUCCGUUUCUCGAUGGUUGAAACAGUCAGAAAGACUCCAUCAGUCACUUCUUCAACCAUUUCUUUCUCUGGUAUAUACUUCAUCUUCUAUCUUUAUUUAUGUACAGCUAGACUCGCAUUAGAUUAUGAUGUAGUUUUAAGUAUUAACACUGCGCUCGACACGCGCUAGGUAUGUUUUUAAAAGGAUAAUUUCGUGCGAAACGACAAAUAGAAAUCUUACAACAAGAAGGACGAUUCAGAUUCAGCGUUUCUCGUUUCUGUUCAAUUUAAAAAGUCACUUAAAAUCGCGAUUAUCAGUAUUAUGAACAAGUUAAGACUACUAAGUACUCUCUCAAGAGUACGAGUUUAGUCUUUCGAGAAAUGUCGAAGUCGCGGUAUUGUCGUAUAACUUAAUUUCAAUUAAUGAUUUGUAACCGUGAAAUUGCAAAUGAAUAAUUUAAAAACUUUACCGGUUACCUUAAAUACUCCUUUCUACUACUCUCCUGCCUUUAUGCGAUAUUUGAGAUACAUCUUAUCCUUCUUGUCGUAAGUUGGUGGAAAUAUAGGUAGAAGCGAUUUUUUUUCACAUACAAGACGAGUAUAGGCAACUCAAUUACCUCAAUUAUAAAAGAAUUAAUUAAAACAGAGAGACUAAGUCACAUUUCGUGAAAGAGGGGAGCUUGCGAUCAGACACGCUAUCAGCAUUCCAGAGAAAUUUCGGUUAUGAAAAAUCACACGGAAAUAUAAAUUAUUGUGAUCAGUACAUUAUUACCGUAAUGAAACAGAUCUACUUGUCCAAUCGUGCCAAGAAAAUCGUUCAUUAGGUACAAUAACGAUGCUAUCUUUAAGGAUCUCUAGAAAUUCUGCGAUGAACAACGAAACGGUAGGGCCAUUGUACUGACAAUGAGUGGUGUGUAAAAGAUACAAAAGAUGAAAAUAGUAAUAUUUAUUUCGAGCAAUCGUGUAGAAUUUGUUUUUUUAUUGACGCAUGCGCAAUUAUUUUUACACAUCUUUUUAUAGUUAUUUUUGCAUUAUUAUGUUAAUAACUGCGCGACGAUGGCGGUAUUGGAAAACGCAUCACAAUUAUUCUGUAAAUGAAGUCAAAACGACAAAUUAUAAAUGAAGUAACGGAAAUUGUACAUAUAGAAUUUACAAAUAUAGUAUUACGCGUAAAUGUGUUAGGAAGAAAGAGAUUUUUGUAUUACCAAAUAUUACUACGCUAACAGCCAGUCUUAUAAUACGUGAACACUGACUGAUGACGAUCAAUGUGUAUAGGACAAUGAAUCAAAUAAAUGAAUAUUUAA
Mycetomoellerius zeteki is the source of this 4864-nucleotide messenger RNA. RefSeq names its product dynamin-1 shibire (gene shi). Bases 500 to 3190 code for a protein of 896 amino acids. The transcript has 19 exons. Gene Ontology annotation, biological process: synaptic vesicle budding from presynaptic endocytic zone membrane; receptor internalization. Gene Ontology annotation, cellular component: plasma membrane; microtubule; cytoplasm. Lineage: Eukaryota; Metazoa; Arthropoda; Insecta; Hymenoptera; Formicidae. Gene Ontology annotation, molecular function: GTP binding; microtubule binding; GTPase activity. The record is from RefSeq and is a predicted model, not a curated record.